Molecule: messenger RNA, 4614 nt
Organism: Tetranychus urticae (two-spotted spider mite)
Lineage: Eukaryota; Metazoa; Arthropoda; Arachnida; Trombidiformes; Tetranychidae
Source: RefSeq, a predicted model, not a curated record
CCACCUGGCAGUCUCAUGCACAUUUUCUGGUUUGCCCAUAUGUUUCUAGUCGAUUUAAACUCUUUUUUUCAUCAUUUAUCAAGUUUGUUUAAUAUGUUGAUUAUUAUUUACAUGUGCAUGAAAUAAAUUAAGUUAAAUAGUACCAUUUCUCAUUAUGGAAAAGGAGCAAUACCGUGAAAGUCGUCAGGGCUUAAAGAUAAGUCAUCUUUGUUUUGGUAUUCCCAGCUCUUUUCAAAUUCAAAAGCAAAGUCAACUACAAUGUGUCAAUAAAACAUUAUACGAUGAUGCAAUCAGCAGUAAAGGUUCAAAAAACAAAGCGGCACCUUACAGUGUGCUUGACACUCGUUUAGGAACAAGUCAGAAUGGGCAAAAAUGUGAAACUUGUGGAGAUGGAUUGGCCGAGUGUGUUGGACAUUUUGGACAUAUUGACCUUGCCUUACCAAUUUUUCAUGUUGGUUAUUUUCGUUUUAUCAUGUCCAUCUUACAAACCAUUUGUAAACGGUGUGCUAGAGUUUUGAUCGCCAAUGAAGUUCGUGUUAAAUAUUUGAACCGUCUCCGUAAACCUGAGCUUAGUUACUUGGAAAAGAAAAGUCUUCACAAAGAAAUCUGUGAUAAAUGUAAAAAAAUUAAAGUAUGUUCCUUCUGUGGUUACCUCAAUGGUACGGUUAAAAAAGUUGGUCUUUACAAAGUUGCUCAUUUAGUGCCAAAACCUACAGUCAGCAGAAAGGAUAAAAAUGCAGAAAUCGAAGAAUUGUCAUCUGAUUUGUUGGGUUUCAUUGAAGAAAACAAAGAAAUGGAAGAUUACAUUCGUCGAUGUAAAGCCGAAUUUUUGGAUCCUCUCCGUGUUCAAAAUCUCUUUAAAGAAAUUCCAACUAGUGAUUAUUGCUAUUUGCUCAUCAAAGAUUUUCACCCAUCAGAUUUAAUAUUAAACAAAAUUCCAGUGCCUCCAGCUUGUAUACGUCCAUCUGUUCUUAAUGAACUAGAAUCAGGAUCAAAUGAAGAUGAUCUAACUAUAAAGUUGAGUGAAAUCAUAUUCGUUAAUGAUGUAAUUCAAAAACGAAGGUCAAGUGGAGCAAGUAUCGCAAUGAUUAUCGAAGAUUGGGAUUUUCUACAACUCCAAAUAGCUCUUUAUAUAAAUAGUGAAACCUCUGGUAUUCCGUUAAAUAUGAGGCCUAAAAAACUUGGCCGAGGACUUGUGCAACGUUUAAAGGGUAAACAUGGACGAUUCAGAGGUAAUCUCAGUGGUAAACGUGUAGACUUUUCUUCUCGGAGUGUAAUAUCACCUAAUCCAAAUCUUAAAAUCGAUGAAGUCGGAGUACCAAAACAUAUAGCCAAAAUCCUAACUUUCCCAGAAAAAGUUACUCCUGCUAAUAUUGCCAAAAUGAAAGCACUUGUCACUCGAGGGGCAGAUGAACACCCAGGAGCCAAUUUUGUAGAAGAUAAAAAGACAGGAAACAAAAUAUUCUUAAAAUAUGCCAAUCGUCGAAAAAUUGCUUCUGAGAUUAAAUAUGGUGAUGUUGUCGAAAGGCAUUUGGAUGAUGGAGAUGUCGUUAUGUUUAAUCGUCAACCUUCCUUGCAUAAACUUAGUAUUAUGUCUCACAAGGCUCGAGUUCAUGAUCAUCGGACUUUCCAAUUUAAUGAAUGUGUUUGUACUCCUUACAAUGCUGAUUUCGACGGAGAUGAAAUGAAUUUGCAUUUACUUCAAACAGAAGAAGCAAAAGCAGAAGCAUACAUCCUUAUGGGUAUUUUAUCCAAUAUCAUCACACCUCGAAAUGGAGAACCAUUGAUUGCUGCAAUUCAAGAUUUUAUCACCGGAGGUUACCUUCUUACUCAAAAAGAUUCAUUUUUUGAUCGAUCUAAAGCGUGUCAACUUAUCAGCUCCAUUCUUGGCGAAGCUCAAGGCAUAGACAAAAUCAUUCUUCCUCGUCCAUGCAUUCUUAAACCUAAAGCACUUUGGAGUGGUAAACAAAUAUUCAGCUUAAUAUUGAAACCCGUGGAAGAUGGUAAUCCUGGCUUAGAUCUACGAACUAAAUCACGAAAUUAUUCUGGUAAAAAUGAAGAGUUAUGUGCAAAUGAUGGAUUUGUAAAUAUUAGGGAUAGUGAACUUCUUUGUGGGACAAUGGACAAAGCAACUCUUGGUUCUGGAAGCAAAACCAAUGUUUUUUACAUCAUGCUGAGAGAUCUUAAUGCUGCUGCAGCUGGAAUGGCUAUGUGGAGAUUAGCUCGCGUAACUAGCUAUUAUUUAGCUAAUCGUGGAUUCUCCUUGGGAUUAGAGGAUGUAACACCCACUGAGCAAUUACUUUAUUCCAAAAAAUCUCUCUUAACCACUGGCUAUCGAAGAGUGAAUGAAUACAUUUCUGAUCUUAAAGACGGAAAACUCGAGAGAUUACCUGGAAGAUCAGCGGAAGAUACCUUGGAAUCUAUGAUCUUGAAAGAAUUAUCAGUCAUUCGAGAUCAUGCUGGUAAAAGCUGUCUUAAAGAGUUGUCAGUAGAUAAUGCAGCUUUAGUCAUGGCUAUGUCAGGAUCUAAAGGAUCUCUUAUCAAUGUUUCACAAAUGGUUGCCUGUGUUGGUCAGCAGGCUAUUAGAGGUGGUCGAGUUCCUGACGGAUUUGGCGGACGUUCUUUACCUCAUUUUGCACACAGAGACAAAUCUCCACUCGCAAAAGGAUUUGUUGAGAACAGUUUCUAUUCCGGUUUAACUGUGACUGAAUUUUUUUUCCACACCAUGGCUGGUCGUGAAGGUUUACUUGAUACUGCUGUUAAAACUGCUGAAACUGGUUACAUGCAAAGACGUCUAGUUAAAGCACUAGAAGAUCUUGUCUCUCAUUAUGAUGGCUCAGUUCGUAAUUCUAGAGGUGAAGUAAUCCAAUUCAUUUACGGUGACGAUUCUCUAGAUCCAGCAUGCAUGGAAGACAAUGACAAACCAGUUAACUUCGAUCGUAUGAUGUUACACGUUGCUACUACUCAUCCAAGUGAAAUCGACCCGUCUCUGGAUCCAGGAAUGCUCAUCGAAAAGUCUAAACAGCAGAUUGAUCGAUGGUCUAGUAAUAUAUCUGAUUCGUUUAAAACAGAAGUGAGGUUGUACAUUGAAACUUUAGCUAAUAAACUAGCUAAAUUUCGUAGCAAUUAUAUUUGUGAUGAUUUUAAUAAUGUACUUGGACAAGUUGGUAGGAUAACUGAAUCUCAAUUGAUUCAGUUUUUAACUUGCUGUGAAGACAAAUAUCUAAGAGCCAAACUGGAACCAGGAACAGCUGUCGGUGCAAUCUGUGCUCAAAGUAUUGGUGAACCUGCCACCCAAAUGACUUUGAAAACCUUUCAUUUCGCUGGAGUUGCAUCCAUGAAUAUUACUCAAGGAGUGCCUAGAAUCAAGGAAUUAAUAAACGCUAAUAAAACUAUAUCAACACCAGUUAUUAGAGCAGCUUUACUAGAUCCCAAAAAUGGAGAAGAAGCUCGAGCGGUGAAGAUGAGACUUGAAAAAACUACAUUAGGACAGAUAUGUGAAUUUAUAGAGGAAGUAAUUCUUCCUGAUGAUUGUUUCGUUCUCAUCAAACUUUACAUGGAUCGAGUUAAAUUAUUAAAACUCGAGGUUGACGUCAAUUCAAUUUCUAGUUCUAUUUUGAGGUCAUUGAAAAUUCAAUCUCAUCGCAUCAAAAUUUACGGCCGUAAUCUUAUUCAAGUUCAUUCUGGUUCACCUUCCGAACUUUGGCAGUUACGAGAAAGUAUCUGUAAUGUUGUUGUUAAAGGAAUACCUUCACUGAAAAGAGCUGCUAUUAGAAUGGAAGGAGAAGCUGAAAAAUCUAAACAUUAUUUGAUGAUCGAAGGAGAAGGAUUAAGAGAUGUUAUGGCAACCUAUGGCGUUGAUCCCAAUCAUUCUUACUCAAACAAUGUCAUGGAAAUAGCUUCUUGUUUGGGUAUAGAAGCUGCACGUGCUUCCAUAAUCAAAGAAAUUAAAGUUACCAUGGAAAACCAUGGUAUUAGCAUCGAUUCUCGCCACUUAAAGCUUCUAGCAGAUACAAUGACUUAUAGAGGUGAAGUCUUGGGUAUAACGAGAUUUGGUCUGGCAAAAAUGAAAGAAUCUGCUUUGAUGCUUGCUUCGUUUGAGAAAACUGCUGAUCAUUUGUUCGAUGCUGCUUACUUCUGUCAAAAAGAUCCUAUCCUUGGUGUGUCUGAAUCAAUCAUAUCAGGAAUGCCCAUUCGAAUUGGAACUGGUUUCUUUGAUUUGAUCAGAAAACAAGAAUUUAAUAAAUCACAAUAUUUCGACCGAAAACUUAUCUUUGAAGAUGAAGAGCUCCAUGAACCGUUUAACUUUGAAGUUGAUCCAAGAUACUUCCAAGAAUAGUUGGACAUUUUAAAUUGUAAAACAAAAUGAACCAUUUGAGCUGUUUGUUUUGUUUUCGCGCAAUAAAUUGUUUUUACAUAGCUUUUAUUAUUAACUUUAUUCUGUCUAUUCCUCGACUAUAUCACUAUGCCACUAUCAUGAUGUAUUUAAUAUUUUUAUCAUCGCCUUACAUAAUUAAAGAAAUCUAAAUUAAAAUGAAAAAAUGUUAACAUUUGAUAUUAUUUGAUAUAUUUGGUAAUGAUAUUGAAAUAAUAAAUUUGAACUGAGCACACUUA